This is a messenger RNA of Branchiostoma belcheri (Belcher's lancelet), 300 nucleotides long. Its product is annotated as fibrocystin-L-like. Bases 1 to 300 code for a protein of 99 amino acids. NCBI's taxonomy places the organism in Eukaryota, Metazoa, Chordata, Leptocardii, Amphioxiformes, Branchiostomatidae. The record is from RefSeq and is a predicted model, not a curated record. The transcript has 4 exons.
AUGAAGAUGAGGAUAUUACAUUUCCUUCUGCUGUGGAUUGCUGCAGUGUCGGCUGAGAGCAUGAAGCACGGACGGGCCAAGCGAAGUUCAGGCCCUACCCAGAUCACCGGAGUGGCCCCCCACGUCGGGAGUUUGAACGGCGGGACGAACAUCAAGAUCUUCGGACGAAACAUCCCGGUGGAUUUCAGCAUGACGUUCUCUGUGAUCCGUGUGAAGUUCCUGUCCGCUACCCACCAGUACACGUGCGACGUAGAGGAGACUUCCAUCAGCACGGGGCAGAUAGAGUGUUACACAAGGUAA